Racocetra persica is the source of this 139-nucleotide messenger RNA. Lineage: Eukaryota; Fungi; Glomeromycota; Glomeromycetes; Diversisporales; Gigasporaceae. The record is from the annotation of a GenBank genome assembly.
AAUAACGAUAAUAAAACCAACCACCAGAAUAAUGAAGCCGGUGAACAUAAUGACCGAAUCAAUGAAAAUAAUGAAAUCAGUGAAGUUAAUAAUGAAGUUAAUGAAGCCGGUGAAAUUAAUAAUGAAGUUAAUGAAGCCG